CUAAGAGACACAGCCUCUCCCUCGUGGCUCGUGCAGCGAGGUUCCAAAGGAUAGAUAGCCUGCUCCAUGCUGGCUCUCCUAUGUACUACCACAUAUGUUCCCUAAUGCUUUCGGCGUCGCCGAACCCCUUCCAUCUACAGAGCAAUAACCGGUGCCGCACUCCACUGGCUGUGCUUGGAGGCUUUCUCCGUUGUCUGCCUUGCGUCACCAUCUUACCGCACUAGUCAGGCGAUCCUAGCAAGCGAAUGCAACCCUGCCGAAUCUUUCCCGCUGUAUCCUGCACGAUGCGCUUCGCAACGGCGCUCCUGUUGCUCAGCAGCCUCGAGGUGGUUGUGGCCCAUGUAGGGCAUCCUGACUGGCAGCUCAAGACGCCCAAGCACGCCCCAGGUCUCCAUGCGUUCCACGCCGCUAAGCAACAAGAAAGCCUUGCCGACAGACGUGCUGAUGCGGCCGUGCUUUUGUGGAACGACGAGGCGCAGCUUACAUUCAACGUGAACCCGAAAACCGGUGGUUCUCUGACGGGAAAGUACCCAGCCUACACGUUCACACAACCGCUCGACCACUUCGAUCCAAGCAACAAUGUCACUUUUGAACAGCGUUAUUGGUUCUCGACCAAGUACUACAAGCCGCCGUCACACCGCAAAGAAGGAGAAAAGACCGUGGUCUACGUUCUGGACAGUGGGGAGACAAAUGCAGAGGGAAGACUGCCGUAUCUAGAUCAUGGCAUCCUAGACAUUCUGGCCGGAGCGACGGGCGGCAUCUCUGUCGUCCUCGAGCACCGCUACUACGGCAAGUCCUACCCGCCACGUAGCGUCAUCUCUCCGCCAGGGCCAUACUGGGACAGCGAUGCGAUGCGCUUUCUGAACAACACGCAGGCACUCGAGGACAGCGCCAACUUUGUCCGCCAGAUCAAGUUCCCCGGUGUUGAAGAGGACCUCACCGGCGGGCCGAACAAGACGAGAUGGAUCUCGUACGGCGGGAGCUAUCCCGGUGCGCGGAGCGCCCACCUGCGCGUGCUCUAUCCAGAAUUGUUCACCGGAGCGAUUGCUAGCUCGGCGGUUGUGCAGGCAAUCGAAGAUUAUCCAGAGUACAUGUACCCUAUCGCCCGCGGAGCCGAAGCUAGCUGUGCGCAGGCGAUCCAAGCCGCUGUCGCUGGUUUCGACUCGAUUGCGGUCCCGCUCAGUAAGGCCGCACGACACGAGCAGCGGGACGCCUUCCUCGAAAUCAUGGGCACGCCCAACCUGACACACGUCGCCGAUCUCGCCAAUCUCUGGGCUGCGCCGCUUGGGAGCUUUCAGGCGCUCAACUGGGAUGCAAGCAUCAGCAGCCAACCAUUCUGGGACAGCUUUUGCGGCAAUAUCACCGCUGCCACUGACCGGUCGGCACAGCUCAUGCGACAAGGCAACGCACACAACCUGUCCCUUCCCAAAGAGACCUACCAGUAUGCUGCAUUUAUUCGCGACAAUUUUGCCGACGACUGCUUGCGCGAGACGCAAGGAACGGCACAGGCUUCCGUGGCGGACCUCUGCUUUGGGACGUAUAAUUACACUGAUGCGAGGCAAACGACAACGCUAAACGCAGGCCAUUCUUGGGUGUUCCAGACCUGCCAGACCUGGGGAUACUUCCAAUCAGCUCCUCCCGAGCCCACCCCGGGGCAUCCUGCGGGGCCUAAACUUAUCUCCUCCCUCAUCGAUCACAACUACUCGACGGAAGUCUGCCGCCAAGGCUACCUGCCCGGCAAGCACUACAACCUUCCUGCGCAUCCUAACAUCUCUGAGGUGAACGCGCUCGGUGGCUUUGCCCUAUCCACCACCAAUCUGGCUCUUAUCGACGGCCAAUAUGAUCCAUGGAGGCCUGCCUGCGCGCACUCGGAAGAAUACGCGUUCGGAGGCGCGCGAUCUGAUACGCUCGAGCGCCCCUUUAAGCUGAUUCCCGACUGCUGGCAUCACUGUGAUGAGAACUCUCUGCCAGUGGCGCAGCGCGACAAUGAGCCACCGCGCAUCAAAGCGAUUCACCAAGAGCAAGUGGAAUUCGUCAAACACUGGCUGCACAUGCCUUGAUGCCUAUGUGCUACAUGGAUGGGGAAAUAGCAUCUGCAUCGCGCACCCCGCUAUCAUCUUUCAAUUUGCU
This is a messenger RNA of Tilletiaria anomala UBC 951, 2130 nucleotides long. RefSeq lists its product as uncharacterized. Bases 285 to 2060 code for a protein of 591 amino acids. NCBI's taxonomy places the organism in Eukaryota, Fungi, Basidiomycota, Exobasidiomycetes, Georgefischeriales, Tilletiariaceae. Gene Ontology annotation, molecular function: dipeptidyl-peptidase activity; serine-type exopeptidase activity. Gene Ontology annotation, biological process: proteolysis. The record is from RefSeq and is a predicted model, not a curated record. The transcript is spliced from 7 exons.